Messenger RNA from Anopheles merus, 3684 nucleotides. RefSeq lists its product as uncharacterized. The coding region runs from base 448 to 3684 and encodes 1078 amino acids. Gene Ontology annotation, biological process: proteolysis; DNA integration. Gene Ontology annotation, molecular function: nucleic acid binding; aspartic-type endopeptidase activity. The transcript is spliced from 2 exons. Lineage: Eukaryota; Metazoa; Arthropoda; Insecta; Diptera; Culicidae. The record is from RefSeq and is a predicted model, not a curated record.
UCUCCAGAUUUCGCUACAGCUGACAGUGCAUCAUCGCCUUCACCGGUGCAGCCCCUACGUCGUUCUACGCGUGUUCGAAGAUCGCCACAGUGGAUGCGGUCGUACCAGAGAAAUUGAAGAGGAGGGAUGUUGGGAGCCACCCUGUACAAGCCUUGACAGAGUUCGUCAUGCGCCCGAUGUUAGGCGACCGUAUGCGUGAAAGCACGAUCGACGCUCUUCGGGAUAGAGAGAUCGCUCUCUUCUCUCCCGACCGGCUAAGGCAAAGGACGUAUCGUUUGGUCCGUGUGUAAAAUAUUACAUUAUAUUAAUAAAAGUUAUUGUUGUAGAUCGAAGAUACAAAAGUGGCGACGAGAAUAAUUCUGGCGAGCUGUUUCCCGUGAUUUUAUCGAUUUUGAUUUCUAUUUUACCCGUUUUCUGUGUAAACGGAGGAUCCGUGUCUUUGACCUGAUGGAACGAAAUGGUGAACCAUCGCCAUCGCGGAGCAGCCAUGACCCAAGCCAGCGAACCGUCACCAAUUUACCGUUGGACACGAAUGCCUUCAUCCAAGACAUAUUUAAGCAGCAGCAGGAAAUUCUUCAUCAGCAACAACAGUCCUUUUUGCAACAGCAGGAGCAGCUAAUUACUAAAGUGCUAGCUUCAAUUGGAUCGCGACAACAUGUGGGAAAUGAACACAUUAUUGAUGCCCUAGCAAAACACAUACAAGAGUUCCACUAUGAUCCGGAGGAUGCUGUUACAUUCAGUGCUUGGUUUGCGCGAUACGAAGAUCUCUUCGAAAGGGAUGCGGAACGUCUGGACGAUGCCGCGCGAGUGCGUCUUUUGUUGCGGAAGCUGGGUGCAGCGGAACACGAGCGAUAUGUAAGUCACAUUCUUCCAGCUAAACUAAAUGAUUUCGAUUUUAGAUCGACGACUGGCAAGCUGAGAAAAUUAUUCGAUUCUCCUGAAUCCGUCAUCGCCAAACGGUACCGAUGCUUGCAGAUGUGUAAAUUGCAGGAAGAAGACUACAUGACUUACUCGUGCCGCGUGAACAAGGCUGUUAUAGAAUCCGAGCUGGGAAAGUUAUCCGAAGAGGAACUAAAAUGUCUAAUUUUUGUAUGUGGUCUGAAAGACGACAGUUAUUCCGAGAUUUGCAUAAGGCUCCUAAAUCGACUAGAGGAGAAAAGCGAUAAAACGGUAACGGAUAUGGCAGAAGAGUGUAAACGGAUGGUGAACUUGAAGCGUGAUACGGCAAUGAUAGGCGAGGGAGAGAAGAGUGUGAGCAUCGUUCGUGGAUCCCGUGAGAAAUACCCUAAGAAGGAGCACCAAGCGUGGAAACAGUCGAAUAAGCCAAAUGCAAUAAAAUGCUGGCUGUGUGGCGGAGGGCACCAUGCGCGAAAGUGUUUCCACAAGUCCUAUAAGUGCAAUAAUUGCCAUAGAUACGGACACAAGGAAGGGUACUGCGAGUCAGCUAUGAGAUGGGCCAAUGGAAAGAAGCGAUGCGUGAAAUCGGUGAUCGUGAACAGGGUGAAUAGUGCUAGCCGUGGCCGUGUAAAUUUAUUUUUGAAUAACACCCAGAUCCCGAUGAUGGUAGAUACCGGAGCCGAUAUAAGCAUAAUUUCGAGCAAGCAGUGGCACGCAAUCGGUAGCCCUGCAUUAAUUCCUGCAAGCGUGAAAGCGAGGACGGCGUCUGGUGAUCCUUUACACAUUUUGGGCGAGUUCCAAUGUGAUAUAACAAUUGGCCAGCAGUGCAAGCGUUUUACAAUACGGGUGACAGAAGCUGACCUAAUGUUGCUGGGAGCGGAUUUAAUGGACACAUUUGGUCUUUGGAAUGUUCCUUUGGCAUCAAUAUGCAGUGAGAUAAAUGUCGUAGAAGCAAGCGAGAAUACGAAGACCCUGCAAAAAGUUUUUCCUGCAUUAUUUUCGUCGAAGCUAGGGCGAUGUACGAAAGGUUGUGUGAAGUUGAUGCUGAAAGAAGGAGUGACACCAGUGUUCAGACCCAAGCGACCAGUAGCGUAUGCGAUGUUGCAAGCAGUCGACGAUGAGCUUCUGAGGCUGGAAAAUGAUGGCAUUAUUACACGAGUGGAAUAUUCGGAUUGGGCAGCACCCAUUGUAGUGGUACGCAAGGCGAAUGGAACCAUCAGGAUCUGCGGAGAUUAUUCAACGGGUUUGAAUAAUGCUCUAAUGGCGCACCAGUACCCACUGCCAUUACCCGAGGAAAUUUUUUCCAACUUGAGUAAUUGUGUUGUGUUUAGCCAGAUUGACCUCUCUGAUGCAUUUUUGCAGGUGGAGGUAGAUGAAAAUCAUCGCGGACUUUUAACGGUCAACACGCAUCGAGGUUUAUUCCGAUAUAACCGUUUACCACCCGGAGUCAAGGCAGCGCCGGGAGCGUUCCAGCAGUUAAUCGACACAAUGUUAGCUGGCUUGGAUGGUGUCGCAGCAUAUAUGGACGACAUCGUAGUUGGAGGCAAGGACAUGGCAACCCAUAAUGGCAACCUGCGAGCGGUUUUGGAGAAGCUGCAAGAGUAUGGAUUUACCAUACGCGCAAACGCUUCAUCGAUUGGAUUAGGAGCUACUAUAUCGCAUAGGUGGCCGGAUGGAAAGAUAAAAGUAGUCCAACACGCAUCGCGAGCACUUACAGCAGCUGAGCAGCGUUAUAGCCAACCUGAUCGUGAAGGGCUAGCGAUUAUUUUUGCCGUCACUAAAUUUCACCGUAUGCUGUUUGGACGACAUUUUCUUCUACAAACAGACCAUCAACCAUUGCUCCGAAUCUUUGGUUCGAAAAAGGGUAUACCUGUAUAUACCGCAAACCGUCUACAGCGUUUCGCUUUGACAUUACUGCUUUAUGAUUUUGAAAUAGAGUACGUACCAACUGAGAAGUUCGGAAAUGCAGAUGUGCUAUCCCGGUUGAUGGAUAAACAUGAAAAACCGGAACAAGAUUUUAUAAUUGCCAGUAUUGAACUAGAUAAUGAUGUCGGAGCCCUUGUGAAAAAUGCAGCGAAGAGUUUACCGCUGGCAUUUGAACAUGUAGCGCGCGAGUCGCAUAACGACCCUUUGCUUCAGGUCGUGUAUAACUACAUACAAAGUGGGUGGCCAAAGAAUAUAGAUAAUGCGGAAUUGAAAUACUUCUACGCGAGACGAGAGUCCCUUUCAACAAUUGAGAAUUGUAUUUGUUUUGGAGAGCGGUUAGUGAUUCCUGCGUCGCAGCGUCGGCGGGUGCUAGAAAUGAUUCACCGUGGUCAUCCAGGAAUCGAUCGUAUGAAAGCUAUAGCACGAAGUUAUGUUUAUUGGCCAUUGAUAGACGCGGAUGUUGAGAAACUUGUAAAGUUAUGCAAAUCGUGUGCUUUAGCAGCUAAAUCGCCAAUUCAUAGCUCUCCAAUAUCAUGGCCGAAAACUGAUGCACCAUGGCAGCGUGUUCAUAUAGAUUACGCUGGACCUAUAGAUGGUGUCUACUUUCUUCUGGUGAUUGAUUCCUUUUCUAAGUGGCCUGAAAUUAUUUCGACUUCAAGUAUAUCCGCUAAUGCAACCGUCACUAUGUUGAGAGGAUUGUGUGUUAGAUUUGGCAUGCCUAACACGAUAGUGAGCGACAAUGGUAGGCAGUUUACCAGUGCAAUUUUUGCCGAUUUUUGCAACACUAAUGGAAUCGAGCAUAUGGGCAAUGGGCAAGCAGAAAGGUUUGUUGAUUCCUUUAAAAGAGCGCUCAAAAGAUAA